Molecule: messenger RNA, 3533 nt
Organism: Vespa crabro (European hornet)
Lineage: Eukaryota; Metazoa; Arthropoda; Insecta; Hymenoptera; Vespidae
Product: zinc finger protein ZIC 1-like
Exons: 3
Coding region: 1517-3007 (496 amino acids)
Biological process (GO): smoothened signaling pathway; regulation of transcription by RNA polymerase II
Cellular component (GO): nucleus
Molecular function (GO): RNA polymerase II cis-regulatory region sequence-specific DNA binding; DNA-binding transcription factor activity, RNA polymerase II-specific; zinc ion binding
Source: RefSeq, a predicted model, not a curated record
CUUUCGAAGCGACAUUUUCAUUUAUCUCGCUCAUAAACUCUAGCGCACAUACGCACGUGUCCAUGUACAAAAUAUACAUGUGCGACGCGUCAUAUUCCGGUUGCAACUAGUUUACUGUAUCUUUAGAGUUAUCAAAGAUCCCUCGGAGUAUAUUCUAAGCAGAUUUGAAAAGAUUCUCACUCCUAGUCUCCGAGUUCGAUGACUGUAAAACUUGGAAAGCAAAACAUUUUGUCUAGACGAGUUUUGUUUUCAUGCGUAAAUACGAACACAAGGUGAAAGAAUUAAAAGAAAAGGAAAACACAACGACACUUAGGAAGUUUCGAAUGUUUAUUUUCUUCUUUAAUUUCGAAUGUUUAUUUUCUUCUUUAAUUUCAACAUAUCGCAUUCGAUACGUUGGAAAAUACGUCCGUAUAAAAUGAUUUCUAGUGAGAGUAUACUAAGGAAAAUUGUGGAAAAAAGCGGCAAGGGAAAAACUUGUAUCAUCAUUUCAAUAUGAAUUAAUUUCGCGAUUCAUCCUAAUUAUUAUUUUCAUUAAUCAAUUCGUACAACUUAUAGAAAUAUCGGGAAAGAUCUGACGUCAGUGUGAAAAAAUGGAUGAUGCUCUUCUUGAUGGGAUAACGAAAGUGAUUAGCAGCAUGAACGUGUGACGUCUGACUUAUGUACAUAUUUCUUUACGAUUUAACGUACGAAUAAAAAAGCAAAACGUAACAUCCUAUCAUCAUUUAAAAAUAAAAAAAAAAAAAGGAAAGAACAAAUAUUCUUUAAAAAUAAUCUUUUUAAAUGCAGAUGGAUGCAUUUAAUUCUCCGUAUGAAAUUUCAGCGAAUCUAUCCGCCAUCGAUGAAAGAUUUUGAAAUAGGACGAACUUACGUAAAUUUCUAUCGAAGGAAAGUUUUUCCGCCGUACCUGGCACGCGACCAUUACGUAAAAACUUCAAAGUCUUAUCGUCGGGAACAAAGACGCUAUCGCUCUAUUGUAAAUUAAAAGAUACAGAUGGAUUUGCGUCAAAGACGAUUCGAUCAAGUCAGAGGAUAUCUCAUAAGAGUGAUCGUUCUGAGAUGGAGGGUGGAAUCGUUUCAACUUGUAGAGAGAAUCGUUCAACAUAUCGAUUUCAAAGAAUUCUUUACUAGUAACACACAAAAAUCUUAUGUCUUCUUCUCUCGAUCGCCAACGUAAGAAUAUUUUCCUUGAAGGCAUCUUGAUCUACGACCCCCUGCUGCAUGUAUCCGAUUAACGGAAUACGACAGUCGGUGGACUGCGAGAGAAAAAGAGAUAAAAAGUUAGGACGACCAACAGAUAAACUAGUGUCAAAUGACGCCAAUCGCAAAGUGGUCGGAAUUGAUAUCAAUUGUCCGUACGAUUCGUGGCGGAUAUUUAUGACGCAAAUCGUACGACAAUAAUUUCGACGUACGUACAGCCCGAUCUAUACCGAUAUAUUUAUGUUACAUCCGAUCAUCCCGAUAUCCUCCUUAUGUAUAGACACUUUGUUAAGGCGCAAAGAAAUAGAAAUGAUGCAAAAUGAUUUCGACUUUUGCUACCUCGGAGACGCGAGUUAUAAUUAUGAUCGAAACAAUUGCAUUUCUAUUCUUGCAAAAUUGUAUCUUUAAAAGAUGGCAAAAUUGUGGCCGAUGGUUUACGUCAUUGGAACAGCUUGCUGGACAUGUCGCGAGACUGCAUGCAGCACCUGGUGCUCGAGGAUUGUUUUACUGCGGAUGGGAAGGAUGUGCGAGAGGUGAACGUGGAUUUAAUGCCAGGUACAAGAUGUUGGUCCACGUCCGUACGCAUACGAACGAGAAGCCACAUCAUUGUUUCCAAUGCGACAAGAGCUUCAGCAGGGCGGAGAACCUAAAGAUUCAUGCUAGAUCCCAUACUGGCGAACGACCGUACGUAUGUCCUGUCGAAGGUUGCAAUAAGGCCUAUUCUAAUUCCUCGGACAGAUUCAAACAUACCAGAACCCAUGCCGUCGAUAAGCCGUACUGUUGUAAAGUCCCGGGAUGUCCAAAAAGGUACACGGAUCCUUCGUCCCUGAGAAAGCAUGUGAAAACUUACAGGCACUACGUGAACAACAAUGAUAAAGUGCAGGAGAAGAAUUUCGAUGAAAAUGGUUUACAGGAUAAAACGAGAUUCGACGCUACGUCACCUGAAAAACAAAGCAGUACCACCCAUUCCGAGUCUGACAAGAAAGACUCAAGUAUCGAAAGCAGCAAUACCUCUUGCUCGAGCCCAAAGGCGAGCAAUAGCUUCGAGGAGCAGAAAAAUUUUGUCGAAUGGAACAAUAUGUACAAUCUGCAGGAUCAACGGAAGGAACAGGAAUUGGUGCAAAAUUCAUACGGACAGGAAGUAAAAAUUUAUUCCAAGAUUUAUGACGACAGUUACAUAAUACCGGAUAGAAUUCAAGUGAAUCCGAUCUACGGAAAUACGGCUGGUAAUACGAUUAUAAAGGGAUCCGUGAUGUCCCCACGUACCAGUCCAGGACACGUUCCAGACGCAUCGCCGAUAAGAAUCGGAAUGCAAUCGACACCGAUCAAAGCCGAAGAACCCGUCGAAUGUCAAAGUAAAAUAAGCACUGUUGAUUAUAGAAAUAUCGAUUCCAUCGUGAACAGUGCGCCCUGCAAGAAGGAGAGCAAUUCAAUCGUCGGUUGCGAUACUAUAAGAAACUCUGUGAUAAAGCGGGCCGAAGACGUUAAGAUGGAAGUGAUCGAGCAAAAGGUAACGAAGGAGGAGACCAAAAAAGGCAUGGUGGAGUGCUGCUGCCAUCACAAAUGUUGCGUUCAUAACAACGACAAUAUUUUAGAAAAAACGAAAAUACUUUCGGAUCUUAUUCUCAAAUCGCAGAAUCCUCUCUUUCGACAUCUUCUUGGUUCGGUGGAUCUGCAAUAUGGUUUGCAAAAUAUGUGGAGCAAUAUCAUCGACAAUACCAAUACCUGCGGGCAAGAUCUUAGAGUCAAAAAUGAGAAUAUCACCGAAAUAGAACAAGAUCUUCCAUUGGACCUAACAGUCAACAAGUAAUGGUGUAUCUAACGGAAAUUUCUACAAGAAUUAUCAAAAGACUCAUCUUAAUUUCUGCCUCGAUAGGCCCAUCAAAUUGCAACGUAUAUAUGUAUGUGUAUUCCCAAGUGUUAAUCCAUUUGAAAUUGACCAACAACGAGGGACAAUUUUGGUAGACGAAAAAUGUACUUUGUCUAAAAUUAUAUUAUUACGAUACUAUAUAAAAAUUAAGUAUUGACAAUUUUCACUGUAUAAUCCAGCGUCUAGGCGCUAUUAAUUGUGUGUGCAUAAUAAGAUUUUCUGUACAACUCACAAUCAAAUGUCGAUACACUAUUACAUUGUUUUAUAUUAAAAGGACAUACAUAUGUAAUAUAUGUAAAUAGAAAAAAUAUAUAUACAUAUAAAAAUAUUAUUAUAUCUGUACGGAUGUUCGUACAAGCGGUCGGUCCACCUGAAUAUUUCUAAAAGGGAAACGUAAUUUCCCAAUUCGGAAAGCGCGUUCGACUAUAGAAAAAUAUUGAAUAAAAAUAUAUUAUUUAUGUAAAAA